ACCCACGUCAGCACAGUGCUUCAGUUGCUCUAACCGGGUUUCGGUCUUUAGGGCUGAACAGGAAGUGCCUGACUGUGGACCCUUGACGAGAAAAAAAGAGCAAAGAGAAAACGCAAAACAAAUUAAAAUGGAUAUGGUGGCGGACAUGGGGGCGAGUAGGCUGUAUCGGGCGCCGGGUGAAUCGAGUCACCAGCAGCCUCAGAGGUGGUUCAACACCGCUGACAUCACAGUGGCUCACCAAAGCAACCUGCUGAAGCAGUUAAACCAACAGCGCCGCCAAGAGCUUUUCUGUGACUGCAAUGUGUUGGUGGAGGGCCAGCUCUUCAGGGCCCACCGCAACGUCUUGUUUGCCAGCAGUGGCUACUUUCGCAUGCUGCUGUCCCAAGGGCCGGAUGGGCUGUCCGACUCUGUCAAUGCCACCUUCGAUGUCUUCAGCCCUGAAACUUUCACUGUCAUUUUAGAUUUUAUCUAUUCUGGGCAGCUUGACCUCUCCAGUCACAAUGUGAUUGAGGUGAUGUCUGCAGCCAGCUAUUUGCAGAUGAACAAUGUCAUCAACUACUGUAAGAACUUCAUCAAAUCCUCCUUGGAUAUCAGUGUGAAAGAUGAAGAUAGUGAACGCUGCCUUGGUUUGUCUGAGACCUGCAGUUUCACUAGUGGAACAGGAGAAGAGACGUCAGAGCAGCAGCAGCAGGGCCCCUGCUCUGUCAGCCCCCCACCAGCGCUCUGGACAAGAGACAACUCUAGAUCCCAGUCUGGCUUUAUGGGGAAAGACUCAGACCAAGAGGCAUUGAUCUCAGCCCCAAAGACUAACCCAAGUAGCCCCACUGAUGACCUCAAUGUAGAGGCAGAUGAGCUGCAGGACCCUGAGGAUCCUCUGUACACUUUGCCUGGGUCAGAGCGCCGGCGAGGCAAAGGAGGAACCAAGAGGAAAGCACCACAUGGCACCCGCUCCAACCAACAUGAAGAUGUAGCCAUCCAGGAGGCAAGGACACAGAAAGCAGAAAAGGCAGAGGAGCUAUAUGCUACUCUACCAUCUAUUGUGGGCGUUAUUGGACAUUUUAAUAAAGACUCCAACCCCUCUAUGCGGUUUAAAUGCCCAUUCUGCACACACACAGUGAAGAGAAAGGCAGAUCUGAAGCGGCACUUGCGCUGUCACACAGGGGAGAGACCAUAUCCCUGUCAGGCCUGCAACAAACGCUUUACUCGCCUGGAGCAUCUUCGUAGCCAUUUUGAAACGAUCCAUCAAGCCAGGAAGCUGGUGUGCAGGAAGUGUAAGUGUCAGGUGACAGAGGAAACGGGUCAUGUGGUGUGUGAGGGCACAAGACGCUAUCGCAUAUGCACCACAUGCAUUCAGGAAGUGGGUUGUGACGAGAUGCCCAUGGACAGUCUAGAUGGAACAAAUGAAGAGCCAGCCCUGUUGCUGGGGGUGGAUGGGGAGGAGGAGGGGGACACCAAGGGCAGCUGGAUGGUAACUGAUGACGAUGACCUGGCUGAAGACUCGGGGGCUGACCUCAUCAUUCAACAAGUGGACGACAGUGAUGAAGAGUUGGAAUGAAUUGAAACCAAAGUGUGUGCAGAAGCUAGCAGGAAUAUUGAGUGUGUGCUCAUAGCCAUGCAAGAGAAUUUAUGCAUAAAAUACUGUAUGUGA
This is a messenger RNA of Notolabrus celidotus (New Zealand spotty), 1648 nucleotides long. It is a transcript of the gene zbtb8a, whose product is annotated as zinc finger and BTB domain containing 8A. The transcript is spliced from 4 exons. NCBI's taxonomy places the organism in Eukaryota, Metazoa, Chordata, Actinopteri, Labriformes, Labridae. Gene Ontology annotation, molecular function: protein binding; RNA polymerase II cis-regulatory region sequence-specific DNA binding; DNA-binding transcription factor activity, RNA polymerase II-specific. The record is from RefSeq and is a predicted model, not a curated record. The coding region runs from base 128 to 1555 and encodes 475 amino acids. Gene Ontology annotation, biological process: regulation of transcription by RNA polymerase II.